AUGGAGACCUGGUUUUGGAUUGUUGGUUGGUUUCUUUCAUUUCAAACCAUCAUUAGAAAUGGAUUUACAAUCUUCCUCGUUUGCAGCAGACGAAAUCUCCGCACCGAAACCAACGCAUUUAUUGUUUCACUUGCGGUAGCGGAUUUCUGUGUUGGUUUGAGCGUUAUUCCUUCUCUGUUCUUCUGCGACAUUACAAACACCUGCUACUGGUCUCAACAUUUGCUAUCUUGGUCAUCUUGGGUGAAUAUUAUAAGGUGGUUGCUUAGUAACAAGUCUGUUGUAAACUUAUGCGUCUUAGUACUGGAUCGUUUUAUUGCCAUCGUUCAUCCUCUGAAAUACAUUAAUUUCAGACUCGCUGUCGAAUUAUCCCAAUUAUUUUCUUCUCUUGGGUUAUACCAGUUAGUUUUACGCGCUAAAGAUUACCCUUUCUUUGUUUUAUUUCAAAACAAUACCUGUCCCUGUGUCACUUAUUUGGCUGACAAUAAUUUCCGAGUUUCUUCCAUGUGUUCUGUUAACACUCUGCUUUGCAUCAAUGACAUUUCACGUACGCAGGCAUGAUCAGUCAGCACGCACCUUAGCAAAAAAGUUACGUUUUAACCAUCAGAUGUCGUUAAAAAUCCUCCACGAUAGGUCUGCAGUAAUAAUGAUGGGUCUUUUGAUAGGAGUGUUUCUUGUUUGCUAUGGGAUGCAUCUGCGUUGGCGCUGUGUUUAAAAAGAAAAUUACAAAGUUAACUAAAGUUUACCACUUGACGCGCGUAACUCAUUCUUGUAAGAUGUAAGUCUUUUAUGAACGAGUGUGAAAGGCUUGAGCAAUUCAGUAAAAGACUGAUAAACGUGUGAGGCUUGGACUCAAAGCGAAUUGAAAUUUGGAAAAAAUGGCGCAUUAGGAGAGAAAACAAGAACCUUUGGACCCUCAGAGAAUACAAAAUUCAAGGGAAAGGACUUAGGAUCAAGUUUCACAGGUGGUGUGAGACGCAAGUUCUUAUUCGAUGGAACUUUUUAGUUUCACAUCACGAGAGUAUAAUUUUGUGUUCACACCGGCUGCUACCAAAGCCCGCUUUGCUUCACUUGCUCGAUUUUGGUAUACUCGAGCAAGACUCUGCAUCAAUUGAGUAACAAAGAUAGCGUGAGCAUGUGCCGCUUGUUGCUUGGAUACAGUUCGGACGCACGCUUAAUAGCCGUGCGCUUUGUACAGCGGGCUCAUCGGUUAUGACCAUCAAUUUAUCAAUCUGAAACGGAUGUUCGCACUCUGAAUACCAGUUUGACGGGAGAAAAAAAAGAUUGACAAGUUCAGAAGUUCGAGGUUCGGUGACUUCAUAAGGCUUGGUGCCAAUUUUCCUCCGCACCGAGGUUAAUUUUGUUCGUUCAACAGUCUUCGUAAUCAACUCUGUUAACGGCGAUAGAUUCCUAGAAUGUACCGAACCGAACUGAAAGAUUAACUGUACGAUAUUCUUGUUAUAUGAAUUAAUUUCCUUGUUGAGAAAAACACAAAGAAAUGUAGUAGUUUUGUAAUCUUUCCGUGCAUGUUUAUUUCAGGUUAGUCUUGCAGGUGUGACUGAAAUGAUAAAAUCGUGUAAAGUGUAAAAUGACUUGUUAUGGAGAAAAAAGGUAUAGCUAUCAAAUGUGUCACCUUUUUCGCCCCGGUUACACGAACGUAAGUCUCAUUUUCCUUUAAAUUCUGUAGAAAUCAUGACAAAGAAAUAAAUAUUGGUUGCUAAGGAAGCCCAACAGCAAAUUGGAGCUACGAGUUGUUUGUGGCUGGAACGAUAUUAAAAUCGUUGCAUACCGAAUGAAUAAUAAAACCUUCCAAUUUAGCAGUACGAAAUAAAAAUGCAGUAGAAGGUAUUUAACUAAACAAUAUUAAUAAUUGAUUGAUAACUGAGCUAGUGAAACAGUUGUUAAAGAUCAUAUCGACACCCCAGGCGUCUUGCGCCAUGUAUAUAUAUAUAUAUAUAGUGAAAGGAUUAUAAAAUAACAAGGUUUUAUAAAUAAUCAAUAAACUGUUGGACAGGAAGUUUUUGUGAAGAGGGUGUUUUUUCCACAGUUGAACUGCCUUUAAAAACUUAUCGACAUUGUGUUUCUGUUUCACAUCGUGGUCAGUUAAUUUUUUUUCUUGCUCUGUUUAUUAACUGAAAACCUUUGCAUGCUCUGUUUAGUACAGCAGUGGAAUUAAACGGAAUAGACUGCAUGCAUGGGCAGAUUACCGUGAUGCUGCUGGCUCAUGUCUGUCUUGUUUUAUUUUCUCGCUUAGGAAUAGUUAACGACAACGGUGGAAACGUUCUCAGGCAAAUUUACUGAUAUUAGAGACAGCCUUUUUAUUUAUUAAUGCACUUUUGUAGUAAUUUGUAGCAGACCUGUCGCAAUUUGUAAGAAAUACAUGAUGUCGUCGGCUGCAAUUUAGACUAAUAUAAAGUGAAGGUAUAUUUUUUUUUAAUCAGCUAAGGUCUCGGUUAAUUCCAUCUGUUAUAACUGAAAGACCGGAAAUGGUUUAGCUGUAAAGAGAAUAAUUAAUUAAGAUCCAGCCAGAUAAGAGCUAUUUAGAUUAAGAUCGGCAAUGUUGGAGUGUCCCUUUCCAUUUGACAAAAUUGUUGUCUCAAAUACCGCUCUUUUGUGGCAACGAUAACCAAACGCACUGUAACUUUGGUCAGGUCGAUGUAGUUCCAUUGGGCACGUGGAAUUUCCAACAUUUCAACCAGAAUUUUUGUUGUAUUGAAAGCGCCCAUUGGCUUUGAAUUACAGCACGCAACUAUCCUCAUUUUCCUACCAACUGUGUUGCGACAGCUCGGUCAGUUACCUACUGCGCAUGCGAAACACAUUAUUAUUAGAAAUUACCAAGUUUAUGACAAAGUAGGACAAUCAAAAGGACUUCAGUCUAGUAACAUACAUCUGCCAGUGAAUAACUCACAACCUCCUGACAUUAUUGCGAAGAGGAUAUUUUUCUUUUAUCUGUAGUUAAUAAGAACCUCUCUUAACUGCCGUUACUACGGAUGGAGACCUGGUUUUGGAUUCUUGGAUUGGUUCUUUCGUUUCUUGCCAUCACUGGAAAUGGAUUUGUGAUCUUCCUCGUCUGCAGCAGACGAAAUCUCCACACCAAAACCAACUCGUUUAUUGUUUCACUUGCAGUAGCGGAUUUCUGUGUUGGUUUGAGCAUUAUUCCUUCUUUGUUUGUAUGCGACGUUACAAAAACCUGUGACUGGCCUCAGGCUUUUCCUUCAUGGAAAGAUGUCGUAAGGUGGCUGUUUAGCUACUUGUCUGUUUUAAAUUUGUGUUCUCUGGUGCUCGACCGUUAUAUCGCCAUCUUAAAGCCUUUUAAAUACAUAACUUUCAUGACUCGAUCUCGUGUUAUUCAAGUGAUAACUUCCUGUUGGAUAGCGUCAUUUACGCUGGUUGCGCUCAAGACCGCACUUCGGCUUUGCUGUGAGACCCCUCUGACCAGUAUCGUUGCAGUUGUGGUUUUAAUGAUUUCCAUGGAAAUCUUUCCAUGCGUUCUGCAGAUACUCUGUUUUGUGUCAAUGUUAAUUCACGUAUGGAAACAAGAUCGGUCAGCACGCACCCUAGGACGGAUAUCUUUUAAAACCCGUAACGAGAAGUCUGCAGUAAUAAUGAUGGGUAUUGUGAUAGGAGUGUUUGUUGUGUGCUACGGAAUAUAUUUACGUUGUAGUCUCGUAGUACUAUCCGACACAAAUGCAUCAUGUAAAGAUGAACAAUACAAAAUUCCUGUAUUGGUUUUAAACUCGGCCAUUAACCCACUGUCUUAUGCUUUUUUCAAAAGAGACAUAAAGAAAGAGUUUAAAAGGCUUAUCAGUCAGGUGGUUUAA
Messenger RNA from Porites lobata, 3818 nucleotides. NCBI's taxonomy places the organism in Eukaryota, Metazoa, Cnidaria, Anthozoa, Scleractinia, Poritidae. The record is from the annotation of a GenBank genome assembly.